AUGGCUGUGGUGUUUGAAGAUCAAGGCGUUAGUCUUCCGGGAAGACAGCAUUUUGCGAAUGGCCUCAUUUGCCUCUGGAUAAUGCCUCGGCAAGUCGACGAGACUCGGUACGUCUCUGUAAUUCCAAAUAACUAUCUGAAGCUAUCACCAGGUCCAACAGUAGAGACCAUGAUAUCGGUUACUGCCGAAGAUAAAGCUUUCCAGAAUAGGGUCGAGAACCCACAAAGGACCCCCACGAAAUGGGUCAACUUUCAAGAGCAGGAUUCAAACUUAGAGUCUAGAACUCAGAAGCGAAGGGCUCGGGAAUUGUCAGGCGGUGGCAGUGAAGGAGAAACCAACUACUACAGUACUAGUUAG
Molecule: messenger RNA, 357 nt
Organism: Fusarium proliferatum ET1
Lineage: Eukaryota; Fungi; Ascomycota; Sordariomycetes; Hypocreales; Nectriaceae
Exons: 1
Coding region: 1-357 (118 amino acids)
Source: RefSeq, a predicted model, not a curated record